Molecule: messenger RNA, 606 nt
Organism: Sphenostylis stenocarpa
Lineage: Eukaryota; Viridiplantae; Streptophyta; Magnoliopsida; Fabales; Fabaceae
Source: the annotation of a GenBank genome assembly
AUGCCAGUUGGAGACAUGGGGGCUUCAAGUCAAGUCCGCAAAAUAAUGCAACGAUCAAGGUCACUCACAGACACGCAAAGCGAUGCAUACGUGAGGACCAGACGAGACAACGCACGCACCCACCCACCCGAUCCAAACCCAAACCUUCGCUCAUCCAUCUCCCACACUCAACCACCAAUGCUAAGAGACGAAACUGUGGGUUCCAGAAGCGCCAGGCACAGCAUUGCCGCCGCCACCGUCUCCAACAAGGUUCUCGUCGCAAUCAAGGCGGAGAAGGUGAUCUCCAACACCGCAUUAGCCUGGGCGCUCACUCAUGUUGUUCACUCCAGCGACUCCAUCACGCUCCUCGCCGUUCACUCUGCUCACAAAACCGGCAGAAGGUUCUGGAAUUUUUCGAGACUCGCUGGAGAUUGUACGACUGGACCGGCGGGGAUGUUGCCGGAGCGAAUUUCCGAUAUCUCCGAGUCUUGUGCGCAGAUGGUGCUUCAGUUGCACAAUCAAGUUGAGGUUAGAGUGAAGAUUAAGGUGGUCACGGGUUCUCCCAGUGGUGCUGUGGCGGCGGAAGCUAGAUGGAGCGGUUCCCAUUGGGUCAUACUGGACAAGUAA